Molecule: messenger RNA, 1012 nt
Organism: Punica granatum (pomegranate)
Lineage: Eukaryota; Viridiplantae; Streptophyta; Magnoliopsida; Myrtales; Lythraceae
Source: RefSeq, a predicted model, not a curated record
UAAGCGUAGCCGUCCGUGGAACCGUGAAAAAGCCCCCUCCCAAUUGGUUCUGGAAGUUUCUCCAGUCUCCGGUUAGAUUCUCCACAAUGAAUUAUAACCUCCACGCGUCGAGCUGACUUCACUCGGAAACCCAAGCCCGUCGCAAGCUAAAACUCUCCCUCCCUUCGGAGCCAAACUCAACAUCUCACGAUUCUCGCCUCAACAAAGUAGAACAACUUCCUGCGAACUCCAGCAGACAAUCACGAUGGCGUCAACGAUGAUCGCUCUAAGAAGGGCCGCAGCUUCAGCUCUGUUCGGCAGGAUCAGAGCCGGCAGCACCCAGACUCGUUCUAUUCCGGCUCUCACCCUUUCUCGCUCCUUCAACACCGAGGCCGAGGGUACCAGCUCCAUCAGCGACGACCGUAGCAUCAUUGAUGUCCAGCGCCACCCUGACCGUGCCGCUGUCUCCCGCAGACGAGACCGAGCUCCUAGUUUUUUCUCAGAUGCGUUUGAUCCCUUCUCACCGACGAGGAGCCUAAGCCAAGUCCUGAACUUCAUGGACCAGCUGAUGGAUGAUCCAUUUUCCCAGGGCUUCACGGCUGGAUCGAGGAGAGGCUGGGAUGUCAGGGACGACGAUGACACUCUCUACCUCCGGAUCGACAUGCCGGGACUCGGUAAAGAGGACGUCAAGAUCUCGGUCGAGCAGAACACCCUGAUAAUCAGAGCUGAAGGGGACAGGGAGUCGGACGAAGACGAGGAGAGCGGGCGGAGGUACUCUGGCAGGAUCGAUCUGCCUCAGAAUCUCUAUAACAUCAACGACAUAAGGGCCGAGAUGAAGAAUGGGGUGUUGAAAGUUUGCGUCCCGAAGGUGAAGGAAGAGGAGAGGAAGGAUGUUUUCCAGGUUCAAGUCCAGUGAAAAGACUUCUAUUCUAUGACUAUGUUUCUAAACUGAGUAUGAUGAUGUAAAAUCUAGUGAUGUUCUACGUGACUUAUACGAGAGUCGUAGUAAGAAGCAUCGCAGUUUUCAUUAUUA